This is a messenger RNA of Mesorhabditis belari, 435 nucleotides long. NCBI's taxonomy places the organism in Eukaryota, Metazoa, Nematoda, Chromadorea, Rhabditida, Rhabditidae. The record is from the annotation of a GenBank genome assembly.
AUGAAAGACAAAGAACAAACGAAAACUCAUGUGAAUAUCCCGAUCGACGAGCAAUUCCCGUGUCCAUUUUGCAAUCUGCACCGAUGUGGAUCGAUGGGUUUUUGCUAUAUUCUGAAACACCGAUUGACUGGAAAAGAAGAAUCAGAGUAUUGUGCGAAUCGUGAUGAAAUGACAGCUCUUGUGCGGGAUCCACUUGCCGUUUGGGCAUCAAGAGACGCUUGUCAACCGGCUGUUACUGAUGAUCAGAUUGCGUUUUGUUGGUGUGCUAAUGUCUCCGAAGAAACCGAGGAGGACAAGUUGCGGUCGAUCCGAAUCUGGCGAUACCAAUCGGUGAUUGAAAGAGGGCAAAGUGCGGCCAAUGCGAAUAGUGGAACUCGAGUUUUAUCGAUUCUCACAAAAUUUCUCAUUUUCAACACCAUGUACACUAUUUUAUAC